Messenger RNA from Ipomoea nil (Japanese morning glory), 1104 nucleotides. RefSeq lists its product as uncharacterized. NCBI's taxonomy places the organism in Eukaryota, Viridiplantae, Streptophyta, Magnoliopsida, Solanales, Convolvulaceae. The transcript has a single exon. The record is from RefSeq and is a predicted model, not a curated record. The coding region runs from base 1 to 1104 and encodes 367 amino acids.
AUGUUGUCCAAGUAUCGCCCUUCUUCUCCUUUUCCAUCCCCUUCUUCUUGCUUCCGCGCCUCCCCCGCCGCCGCCUCUGAUCUCUAUGAGUCCUCGCCGGCGCCGGCUCCGGCUCCUCCCACUCUUGCCACCAGCCUCUACCGGACGGGAUUGGGGCUGUUUGCUGUUACAUGGUCCCGUGACCUCCUCGGCCGAUCUUUCCACCUCCAUUUCCUGCUCGACGAUUCCAGCGCCGCCGCCGCCGGCGAGUCCUCUCCCCGGGAUUUCUACUUCUCUUCUCUCUCCGGCGCCCCGUCCUUCCAUUUCCGAAUCAAGCCCUUUAUGUUCUCGAAGAAGCAGGGAUCCAAGAAGCUCCAAAUCAGCAGUAGCGGCGGAUUAAAAAAUGCCAAUGUUUUCUGGGAUCUUUCCCGGGCCAAAUUCGGAUCGGGCCCCGAACCAGUAUCCGGGUUUUACAUCGCCGUUCUCGUCGGCGGCGAGACCGUUCUUCUAAUCGGCGAUUGCCAGAAAGAAGCUUACGCCAAAACCAGAGCUCGCCACGCCGGGAACGGCCAGGCUUUGGUGCUAAAGAGAGAGCACGUCUACGGCGGGAAACUGUACGCCACGAAAGCAAACGUGGGCGGCAAAGAGAGACGCAUCUCGAUCGAUUGCCGGGUCGCCGGAGACGACCCGGGCCUGGUUUUCUCCAUGGACGACAAAAAGGUGCUGCAAAUCAAGCACCUCAAGUGGAAAUUCAGAGGCAACGAGAGAAUCGAAGUGGAGGGUUUCCCGAUUCAGGUCUCCUGGGACGUCCACAGCUGGCUAUUCGACGACGACGAGGACGGGUACGCUCUGUUCACCUUCAAAUUCGAGAAGCAGAGCGUCGGAGAAGACGGCGGCGGCGGGGGGUUCCGCGGCAAGAUGGUCAACGGGUGCGGAUUGGGGUUCGAAACGAUGCUGAUGAAGAAGGGGUUGUUGAGGAGCUCGAGAAGCUCGUCGUCAUCAUCGCUGUCAUCCACGUCGGCGUCGUCGAGCUGUACUUCGGUGAUGGAAUGGGAGAGCGCCGAAGAGAAUGAGCUGAAGGAUCCUCCUGGAUUCUCCUUGCUGGUAUACGCUUGGAAGAGCUAG